AUGUGUCUCGGAAAGGAAUUCAAACGAAACUUUACUUUCACACAUAAGCCGUCGUGCUCCCCAUGUGAAUGCAAUGAUUCCUGUGUAAGACGAGACACUUGCUGCCCCUCUAAAUUCUACAGACAAAAAACUGCUCCGGAUUUUAUUGAAUAUUCGCCUAUUGUUGAAGACAAAGAGAGAGGUCCCCCCAUGUCUUGUCUGGAACCAUUAUGGAACACUGAAUCAGGAAUCAGGUCUUGGCAGUCGUAUUGGAUGAUUCAAACAUGCCCAAAUGGUACUAGCUGCAUGCCAUCUACAUUAAGAAAUAUGACAAAUAUCACACCUGUGACGUCUUUGUUAACAAAUGAAACGUAUUCUAAUGUUCAUUGUGCUUUCUGUAACAACGAACAGAUAUUUGAUCUCGUGCUCUGGGAUAAGAAAAAGAUUUGCACCAGCCGAUCCAAUCUCAUGACAAUAGAUGAUCCUGAAACUCUUUUUCAAUCUGUUUUUGCCAUAAAUCCAGCAUGCAACAUCGGUUUCUAUCCUUUGAAGUCUACUCAGAAAAUUGUUAGUUCCUGUGUAACACGUACAUACGAUCCUAUUUUCAUUAGAGAGACACUAACCAAUGGAUCUUUCCUCAAUCUUGCUUGCCAGAAGUACUAUCUACCCUACACUGCUAAUGACAAAGUCUUCAAAAACAUAUAUUGUGCUCUCUUGGAAAAUGAAGCUCUUGAUCUCAACAUUCAGUAUAGAAAGAGUGGAUCAUUUGGAGGCAUUGAUAGUAUGCUAAUAACCUUUUCAGCCCUGAUGGACUUUAAACAAAAUAAAAAAGAAGGGAUUACAAAAAACUCAAAAUGCAAACCAGAUCAAAUAUUUGACGAAAAGAUGAGCAAGUGCUUAGAAAUAAAAUGUGAAGCAGAGUAUUUUCGACACAACUCGGAGUGCAAAUCUCUCUACCCUAUGCUCGAAGAGAACAACUACGAGUUAAAUCUAAAGGUAACACCACUUGAUGACUAUGACGUAGUCGAAAUGCAAUUCUACACACCUUUAGUCAGACAAGCACUUCAAGAUAUCCUGUCACAUCGUAACAUGACUAAGUAUCUCUGUAGGAUUUCAGCCUUGAUACCGUCUUCAACGGAUGAAAUGUUCUUGGCAAUUGUUUUAGAACUAUCGAUCAACCACUUUCAUAACGUUGACCUGAUGAUAGAAAAUUUAGUGAAUAUGUUUUCCAAAUUAAAUAUGACGUUAAAUUCUGAAUUGAUGGUCUCUCCAUUUCGUGGUUUAAUCUCUGUCCUCGGACAGAGUUUUCAUAUCUACGGCGGUUCAUUGUUUGGUAGAGCCAUUAAAUAUCGAUAUUAUUUUAAUCCAAUGAAUGGACAUGAAAUGCAUUUAUAUGACAGUAUAAACAUGCUGAAUGAUAACAGGUAUGACCCAACACGUCCACACUGUCUCAAAGAUCAGAUGAUGGUAGUCGCAGCUGACUGGUAUCGUUGUCCAAAAGUUAGAAUAAGGACCACAGAUGCUAAACUAGAUGUGUCAAAUUUCUCUGUAUGUCUUACAGAGUAUCAAUCCUGUUUUUCCUCAAGGUAUUUCAAGGAAUCUUUAGACAAACGGGGUGUUGAAAUUUGCCUCACUCAGUAUUUCAAUGCUUCCACCCAGCCUAUCAGUCUACUGGCAACCUCAGAAGACCGCUUAAUGAAGUAUUUUUCAUUGUUUUGUCUCUCCCUCUCAUCUCUUGCUUCAAUAGUGACUAUAUGCACGUUUGUUUUCAAUAAUACUCACAGAACAAUUGCGGAUAUCAACAUCAUUAUAUUAGCUGGGUUGUCAGUUUUGGCAAAUACGACUUAUACUUUUUCCAAAUUCUUUCUUUGGAGUAAGUCUCUAUGUAUUGGAAUUGGUAUUUUAGUUCAUUUCUUUUGGCUCUCUGUUAUAUGUUGGAUGAGUUUAUCCACCUUUCAAAUCUUUCAAACAUUUACAUCCUUCUCAAAUUCACAAGUGAAAGUCAGGUCGCGGGUACUUGCUUGCUUCCUAGUAGAUAUUUUUAUCUGCUCAUUUAUUAUCACUAUCAAUGUAAUUGUGAGCUAUAUGGAGAGUGAAGGUGAAAGCCUUGGUUACUCUCCUCGCACCUGUUAUAUCGGUAAUCCGAACAUGGUCCUGUUUACUUUCGCUCUUCCAGUAGGGCUCUUUGUCUGUAUCAAUACCUUUAUGUUUGUGGUGACCGUUUCUAGGAUCCGUGGCAAGGUAGACAUCAGGAAGUCUAAAGAACAGGGGAAAAUCGGUGCCUACUUCCGGCUUUCUACCAUCACUGGUGCAGCAUGGCUGUUUGGGUUUUUAGCUCAAUUUACAGAAUUCCAAUUGUUUUCUAUGUUACACACCCUUCUUAAUGGUGGUCAAGGUGUAUUUGUAUAUAUAGCUUUUGGGCUGUCACUGAAUCUAAAAUGUCGUUUUGGUAAAUCAUCUCAAGUGACAGAAAAGAUCACAGAAAGUGUAUCUAAAAAUAAACCUAUAUAG
Messenger RNA from Saccostrea echinata, 2490 nucleotides. RefSeq lists its product as uncharacterized. The transcript is spliced from 2 exons. The record is from RefSeq and is a predicted model, not a curated record. Lineage: Eukaryota; Metazoa; Mollusca; Bivalvia; Ostreida; Ostreidae. The coding region runs from base 1 to 2490 and encodes 829 amino acids. Gene Ontology annotation, cellular component: membrane. Gene Ontology annotation, molecular function: G protein-coupled receptor activity. Gene Ontology annotation, biological process: G protein-coupled receptor signaling pathway; cell surface receptor signaling pathway.